Molecule: messenger RNA, 4020 nt
Organism: Pteronotus mesoamericanus
Lineage: Eukaryota; Metazoa; Chordata; Mammalia; Chiroptera; Mormoopidae
Gene: STEAP3
Product: STEAP3 metalloreductase
Exons: 5
Coding region: 80-1534 (484 amino acids)
Biological process (GO): copper ion import
Cellular component (GO): endosome; plasma membrane
Molecular function (GO): cupric reductase (NADH) activity; ferric-chelate reductase (NADPH) activity
Source: RefSeq, a predicted model, not a curated record
UCAGCCGCUGCCUGGGAACCUUCAGCUUCCGCGGCUUCUCCAAGAGGCGGGCCGGAGAGCCAACAAAAUCCCGGAAGAGAUGGACAAGCCACUGAUCAGCCGCCGCUUGGUGGACAGUGAUGGCAGCCUGGCCGAGGCCUCUAAUGAGACCCCCAAAGUGGGCAUCCUGGGUAGUGGGGACUUUGCCCGCUCUCUGGCCACAUGCCUGGUGAGGUCUGGCUUCAGUGUGGUGGUGGGAAGCCGCAACCCCAAACGCAUAGUUGGGCUGUUCCCAUCAUCAGCACAAGUGACUUUCCAGGCCGAGGCAGUAGGCUCCCCUGAGGUCAUCUUUGUGGCCACGUUCCGGGAGCACUACUCCUCACUGUGUGUUCUCAGUGACCAGCUGGCUGGCAAGAUCUUGGUGGAUGUGAGCAAUCCCACUGAGCAGGAGCACCUUCAACAUCGUGACUCCAAUGCUGAAUACCUGGCCUCCCUCUUCCCCACCUGCACCGUGGUCAAGGCCUUCAAUGUCAUCUCAGCCUGGACCCUGCAGGCUGGCCCGAGGGAUGGGAACAGACAGGUACCCAUCUGUAGUGAUCAGCCAGAAGCCAAGCGUGUUGUCUCAGAGCUGGCACACGCCAUGGGCUUCAUGCCUGUGGACAUGGGGUCCCUGGCCUCAGCCCGGGAGGUGGAGGCCAUGCCUCUGCACCUCCUCCCAAGCUGGAAGGUGCCUACCAUCCUGGCCCUGUGGCUCUUCAUCUUCUUCUACGCCUACAAUUUUAUCCGGGAUGUACUGCAGCCCUACGUGCAGGAGGGCAAGAACAAGUUCUACAAGCUCCCCCUGUCUGUGGUCAACACGACACUGCCAUGCGUUGCCUAUGUGCUGCUGUCACUGGUCUACCUGCCUGGCACGCUGGCAGCCACCCUGCAGCUGUGGCGUGGCACCAAGUACCGCCGCUUCCCUGACUGGCUGGACCACUGGCUGCAGCACCGCAAGCAGAUUGGCCUGCUCAGCUUCUUCUGCGCCUCCUUGCACGCCAUCUACAGCGUCUGCCUGCCAGUGCGCCUCUCCUACCGCUAUGACCUGGUCAACCUUGCCGUCAAGCAGGUUUUGACCAACAAGAGUCACCUCUGGGUUGAGGAAAAUGUUUGGCGGAUGGAGAUAUAUCUCUCCCUGGGAGUCCUGGCCCUUGGCACGCUGUCCCUACUGGCUGUCACCUCGCUGCCAUCCAUUGCCAACUCGCUCAACUGGAGGGAGUUCAGCUUUGUUCAGUCCACUCUAGGUUUUGUGGCCCUGGUGCUGAGCACCCUGCACACGCUCACCUAUGGCUGGACCCGUGCCUUUGAGGAGAGCCGCUACAAGUUCUACCUGCCUCCCACCUUCACACUCACGCUGCUGGUGCCCUGCGUCGUCAUCCUAGCCAAGGUCCUGUUCUUCCUGCCCUGCUUAAGCCGCAGACUCUCCAAGAUCCGGAGGGGUUGGGAGAAGGACAACGCUGUCAAGUUCACACUGCCAAUGGACCACGCCUUGACCCAGAAGACAAGCCAUGUGUGAAGAGCUUGUACCUGGCUUCGGAAACCAGAUGCAGGCAGGACAGUGCCCUGAGCCUGUCAGGGUUGUUUUUUUUUUCCCUUGAUUGUGCAGUAUGGUGUGAUUGUACACAAAUUGGUGGUUUGAGGUCCGAAUUCCUGGGAUGCCAAUGUAUUCAAUAAUAUUCAGAAUGACACACGUGUGUGUGUGAUACAUAGGUUCAUAUAUAUUUCGUGUAUAUAUAUAUAUAUACAUAUAUACAUAUAUAUAUGUAUAUAUAUCAGGAUUUGCAAUUAUACUUACUUAGCUAAAAUGUUGAGUCCCUAAGGUUUCAACUAAUAGAUUUAAAAGCAAGUGCCAGAUGUUAGGAGAAAGCAGCUCACAUUCUUAGGGCAUUUGCAGAGAUAUACACACACAUUUUGCACAGAAAAGACAAUGAGGGGCUUGUCCCUUGGUGGAGUCAGUCCAUUUAUGCCUCCCACUCCCCUUUUGCUACUUUUCCAAGGCUUUUGCAUAGCUGGGGCCCUAACGUAGUGGGCAGACAGGAGCUCUGCCCGGAGCCUGACUCCACCUGGCACCAGGAUGAAGAGUUACUAGUGAGAAAGGGGCGCAGCUGCUUCCCUGACCAACCGCCUGUGGGUGAAGCGAGGUUGGGUGGGGAGGGGAUCCUGGUGUCUGUGCCCUGGCAACCAAUUGAAGGCCCUUCCUUUGCCAGGUAGGGGCAUAGGGAGGGAGGUUGGGGUUGAAGCUGCUCCCCCUAAUCUUCCCUAAGAUGGGAGAAUUUUUCCUUAAAGUCAGAAGUCACCACUGCGGCUGCAAAUUGGUCCUCCUGUGGGAGUGUGAAGUUACCUCCUUCCCGGAGCCACUAAUGAAUCCUGUCUUGACAACAAAUGUAAUUUCUUUGCUUCCUUUAAGUUGGUGAUGACCGUUCUUUCGACCACUGUGCCUUCUCACUUUUAUAUCAUUAGUGUGAAUGUGUCCAGGAAGGCCUAGAGCAGACCCUCCAACAGUCAGUCCAUGGGGAGGGAACACAAAGCAGAGCACUUAGAAUAACAGGGAGCCUUUCUCUGACCCCGCCCAGAGGGCUGAAGGACUGACUGUCUUCGUUAAAUCAGUCCUGUGGAAAAACACUGGGAUCUCUUCAAAUGUCCUCCGAUACCACAGGGCAGAGAGCCUGCCUUCCAAGCACCCAGAAACCACGCUGUUCCAAGUUCCUCUUAAAGGAGGGUUACAUUUCAAAAUACCUAGGAAUAUCUUUUCCACCAAAGCUACCAACUUGAAAUUCUGCUGCCCCAAAGCCUAGGAGGCUGGGCACAGCCAGGGCCACAGGCCAUGUGCCCUUGAAUCAUACUCCAUCCUCACUGAUUCAUACUGAAACUGUUUUUACUUCCCCUGUGAACAAGCAGGUGUUCUCCACUGAGCCCCAGCUCCUGGCAUAACCAAUGUGAUCUGUCAUUUCCAUAAAAGAAGCACCUUGAACACAAAGUGGGUCGGAUCCUGAUAGAAGACAUAAGUGAGAUGCACGCUGAACUCUACUAUGAAUGGGGGACUGUGGGUCACGUUCAUAUUUCUUAGAUCUCCUGGGCCAGAGGGCAUGUUAGGGUGAACAAAGAGUCUAGUCGGCAAAGGCUGAGCAGAUAAUGCUGGAGGGAGAGGAUGCCCCUGCUUCCCCAGGGAGGUAUCAUGAGUUCAUGUCUGUGGAACGCAUCAGGGUCCUUUAGUGAAAUGAGAGGGAAAAAGCCAAGUGCAAGAAUAUCUCAUUAGGCCAGUGACUAAUGGAGGGAAGGCAGUGCCGUGAAGCUGUUGCUUCCUGCAGAUAUUUUCCGUCUGCUGCUCCAACACUGAGCAGCGGGCGUUUGUCUCCUAAAUUGGCCCUGAUGAAGUGGCAGCAGUGGCCGUAGAGAGGCUCUCUGCAAAGAAGGCAGGUGAAGCAGAGGUUUAAGCAUUUGCUUGGCAAAAUGAGGGCCCAGCAGUUUCCUGUUCACAGGUAGCAGGGAGAACAUGGCCCACUGGAACCCACCUAGGCUCCCCAACCCCAGUCAGUAUUGGCCGCCUUCCUUCUCCAAGCCUCCCUGGGCCUUGGGGUUAUUACUUAUACCAAAGAUGCCAAUGGAGUAAAGGCCAGUAUGCACACCCCUUCCCACCCACAUCCUGCUGCAAGUGCUCCUCAGGAGGGAAAGGAUGUCAAAGUGGGUGGCAGGAAGGAACAGAUAGCAAAGGACCUGCCACCUGCCAACUGGAUAACCAACUCAUAAAAGGCAGGGAGGGCUAUGGAAUUGGCCUUGACUUGUGUCUGUGGCUGUGCUUUCCUUCCUCACCAAGCAGUUGGCAACAGCAUCCCCAAGAGAGCCAGUCACUCCCUUAGAGCCUGGGAAAUUCUGUGUGCCUCUGGGUAUAAAAGUGCCUAAACCAACAUGCUCUGGAAAUCCUGAAUGCCAUGUCAGAGGUUCAUGUUUAAAAUGUAUGCCAUUGAGAGAGUCUCAUUUUUACCUUGUAGAGCUUGUCUGAGA